AUGGGGGAAGCCCAGUUCCUGGUCUUGGUGCUUCUGCCCUUGCUGUGGGUGGCUCCAGUGGAGGCCCCAGGGCCCCGGACCAAGGUCCGGGAGGUGUGGGCCCAGGAGGGGGCUGCUGCCCGGCUCCCCUGCAGCCCCACAAUCCCGCUCCAGGAUCUCAGCCUUCGAAUAGGAGGGGUUACUUGGCAGCAUCUACCAGACAGCCCGCCCCCAGCCCGGAGCGCCCCCUACACGGUGCUGAGGCUGGCGCCGGGGGGCCUGCGCAGCGGGCGGCCGCCCCUGCAGCCCCGCGUGCAGCUGGAGGAGCGGGGCCUGCAGCGCGGAGACUUCUCGCUUUGGCUGCGCCCGGCCCAGCGCGCGGACGCGGGCCAGUACCACGCCACGGUGAACCUCCGGGACCGGGACCGCGCCCUCACCUGCCGCCUCCAUCUGCGCGUGGGCCAGGCCUCCAUGACCGCCAGCCCCGGAGGGCCUCUCAGGACCUCUGACUGGGUCGUCUUGAACUGCUCCUUCAGCCGCCCUGACUUCCCAGCCUCUGUGCAGUGGUUCCGGGGCCCGGGCCGAGUCCCUGUUCACAAGUCUCCCCAUCACCACUUGGAUGGGAGCUUCCUCUUCCUGCCCAGAGUCAGCCGGGUAGACUCUGGGCUCUGGGGCUGCAUCCUCACCUACGGAGAUGGCUUCAGUGUCUCCAGCACGUACAGCCUCACCGUUCUGGAUCCCGAGCCUCCAGUCCCUCUGACAGUGUACGCAGGAGCAGGUUCCCGCGUGGAGCUGCCCUGCCACCUGCCCCCUGGCGUAGGCACCCCGUCUUCCCUCACUGCCAAGUGGGCCCCUCCUGGGGGAGGCCCUGACCUGCUGGUGGCUGGAGACAAUGGCAACUUCACCCUUCGCCUGGAGGCUGUGAGCCUGGCCCAGGCUGGGACCUACACCUGCCGCAUCCAUCUGCAGGGGCAGCAGCUCAUUACCACCGUCACUCUGGCAGUCAUCACAGUGACUCCCCAAUCCUUCGGGUUACCUGGCAACCUGAGAAAACUUCUUUGUGAGGUGACUCCGGCAUCGGGACAGGAGCGCUUUGUGUGGAGCCCCCGGGACAAGUCUGCGAGGGGUUCCCCAGGACCCUUGCUGGAGGUGCAGGAGGCCAGCCUCCUUUCCCAGCCCUGGCAGUGCCAUCUGUACCAGGGGGACAGGCUUCUCGGAACAGCGGUCUACUUCACGGAGCGGCCUGGCUCAGGCGCCCAGCGCUCCGAGAGAGCCCCAGGAUCCCUGAAAACAGGCCACCUCUCUCUCCUUAUCGCCCUCGGUGUCCUCCUCCUGCUCCUGGUGGCGACUGGAGCCUUUAGCUUUCACCUUUGGAGAAGACCGUGGCGGCCAAGAAGAUUCUCUGCUUUAGAGCAUGGGAUUCACCCACCUCAGCCUCAGAGCAAGAUAGGGGAUCUGGAACAAGAACCAGAGCCGGAGCUGGAGCCGGAGCUGGAGCCGGAGCCGGAGCCGGAGCCGGAGCUGGAGCCGGAGCCGGAGCCACAGCCAGAGCAGCCCUGACCUGGAGCUGAGGCAGCCAGUGGAUCCCCGUAGCUCAGUACAAAUAAACUC
Eptesicus fuscus (big brown bat) is the source of this 1590-nucleotide messenger RNA. RefSeq names its product lymphocyte activating 3 (gene LAG3). Lineage: Eukaryota; Metazoa; Chordata; Mammalia; Chiroptera; Vespertilionidae. Gene Ontology annotation, molecular function: MHC class II protein binding; transmembrane signaling receptor activity. Bases 1 to 1539 code for a protein of 512 amino acids. The transcript has 8 exons. The record is from RefSeq and is a predicted model, not a curated record.